Molecule: messenger RNA, 318 nt
Organism: Sparassis crispa
Lineage: Eukaryota; Fungi; Basidiomycota; Agaricomycetes; Polyporales; Sparassidaceae
Exons: 1
Coding region: 1-318 (105 amino acids)
Source: RefSeq, a predicted model, not a curated record
AUGACUGAUAGGCUGGAAAUCCGGUGCGAGUCUCAUACCGUAUACAUUAAUAACUACAAGCAAACUCUUCCCAGAGCUGAGCUGUUGCAGUUGGUGAAAGGUUAUCGGAAUGAAAAGACGCUAUAUCUAGCAGAUUGCCUCUUUGAAGAUCUGCAAAAGGUGGACGAAUUAAUUGAUAUGUUUCCACACCUAACUGCAUUACAUACCCGCAGUGUGAACGUCACAACACCCAAAGAGGCACAGGGUAAAAAUACGCGACCCCUCGUUGAGGUCUACCUCCGAGAGCUGUUGGCCAAAAUUAAGGAGGUCUUUGGAUAG